Messenger RNA from Trichomonas vaginalis G3, 1098 nucleotides. RefSeq names its product protein kinase protein. Gene Ontology annotation, biological process: protein phosphorylation. Gene Ontology annotation, molecular function: protein kinase activity; ATP binding. The transcript has a single exon. Lineage: Eukaryota; Parabasalia; Trichomonadida; Trichomonadidae. The coding region runs from base 1 to 1098 and encodes 365 amino acids. The record is from RefSeq and is a predicted model, not a curated record.
AUGGAACAAAGAUUUACUAUUCCCGAAGGCUAUCAAUAUAAAAGGCCCCUAGGCCGCGGACAUCUUGGUUCUUCCUAUGUACUUCAAAACAACAAAGGAUCUUAUGUCUAUUGCAAGGAAAUAUUAAAAGAAAGUAUUGGAAACAAAGAGCAGGUCCAAAAAUUCAAAGAAAGGAUCGAGCGCAUCAGAAGUUUAAAUCAGAAAUAUAUCCUUCCUUACUUUGCAGUCCUAGAAUACGAUAAUAAGCUUUUAUUAUUAAGAAAGUACCUUAAUCCUGGCAAUAUAAUCGAAGAAGCUCCGAAAAUCAAGGCUCUCGGACCCAACAAAAUUUUUGCAAUGUGGUGUGCUCUUGCUAGAACCUAUCAUUUAUUACAUCAAAACCAUUUGGCUCCAAAUCUUAUUCGCGCAACCAAUUUAUUUUUCUACAAUGGCUCUAACAUCAUUAUUACAGAUUUAUAUCUUGCAACAAAUGAUGUGAACGUCAUGGUCCACAAUCCAUCUCCUUUAGAUUAUUCUUUCCUUGCACCAGAAUUUAUAGCUCCGGAAUACGAGCCUGACUAUAAGGCUGAUAACUGGUCGCUCGGAAUUAUUCUAGCUUAUUUUCUUACGGGUGAAAUCCCCUUUAAUACCAAAAAUGUUUUUACGACCCUUCAACAAAUCAACACGGGAACCUUACAGUACGCUGGUGAGGUCUCCCCAGAGUACGAUACCAUCAUAAAGAGGCUUGUAAAAGUUAAUCCGACAGAAAGAGCAGAAUUAAGCGAUUUUAUUAAAAUGAAUGAUACGCUCAAGACAAGGGGCUCCAAGAGAUCACUCCCGCGAAACAUUUUAUCUCCUUCGCCCGUUCAAUAUUCAGAAUUACAGUUAAAUCUACCAAAGAGCAAGCCCCUGGAAUCAAUUAAAAAUUCGCGAUCUCCACCUGCAAAUUAUCUUUCCCUCGCUUCAUAUAUGGUUAUUGGUGGUCAAUCGACAGAUCAAGUUCUCCGUACUUACGAUGCUGCAGAUAUACCUAAUUACAGGUGUCGGCAGGCUGUUCCUCAGCUAAGGACAAGCCAACUGCCACCUAGAAAAUCAUCGCAGUUCAUUAAUGAUCUUUAA